This is a messenger RNA of Gopherus flavomarginatus (Mexican gopher tortoise), 1509 nucleotides long. RefSeq names its product lipase C, hepatic type (gene LIPC). Gene Ontology annotation, biological process: lipid metabolic process. The transcript has 9 exons. The coding region runs from base 1 to 1509 and encodes 502 amino acids. Lineage: Eukaryota; Metazoa; Chordata; Testudines; Testudinidae. Gene Ontology annotation, molecular function: apolipoprotein binding; triacylglycerol lipase activity. The record is from RefSeq and is a predicted model, not a curated record.
AUGAGAAGUUUCCGAUUUCUCUCACUUUUCUUGCUUUUCUUCAUCUUUACUCAAGCAAAUACACAUGGAGGGAAGAAAAAAGAGGCACUGGGGUCACAGCAACAGCACACUAGAAUAAAGAAAAAUCAACCCAGCUCAGCAACCAAAUUUAGACUCUAUACAGACACAACUGAAGAAGGCUGUCUGAUUUUGUUUGAUCAGUUGGAAACGCUUGACAAAUGCAGUUUCAAUACCUCUCUUCCUCUGGUGAUGAUAGUCCAUGGAUGGUCGGUAGAUGGAAUGUUAGAAGGGUGGAUCUGGAAGAUGGUAGCAGCCCUGAAAUCUCAGCAUAAACAAACAAAUGUGAUUAUUGCAGACUGGCUUACACUUGCUCACCAGCAUUAUCCUAUAGCAGCACAGAAUACACGCCAUAUAGGGCAAGAGAUAGCAGAUUUCCUGGAAUGGCUGGAGGAAUCUGUUCAAUUUUCCAGAAGCAAUGUUCAUCUAAUUGGGUACAGCCUAGGAGCUCAUGUUUCAGGGUUUGCUGGCAGUUAUAUUAGUGGCACAAACAAGAUUGGAAGAAUUACAGGCCUUGACCCCGCUGGUCCUUUGUUUGAAGGAAUGUCACCAACAGACCGUUUAUCUCCAGAUGAUGCAAACUUUGUAGAUGCAAUUCAUACAUUUACUCAACAGCACAUGGGUCUCAGCGUAGGGAUCAAGCAGCCAGUGGCACAUUUUGACUUUUAUCCCAAUGGAGGCACCUUUCAACCUGGCUGCCACAUCAUGCAUAUGUAUAAUCACAUUGCACAGUAUGGAAUCACUGGGAUCACUCAGACAGUGAAAUGUGCACACGAGAGGUCGGUUCAUCUGUUCAUUGAUUCUCUACUGCAUGAUGAUAAGCAAAGCAUGGCCUACUGGUGCAACGAUAUCCACACCUUUGACAAAGGAAUGUGCCUCAGUUGUAGGAAAAACCGGUGCAACACCCUGGGCUACAACAUCAGAAAGGAGAGGCUCCAGAUAAACAGACGGCUCUUUUUGAAAACACGAGCACAUGCGCCUUUCAAAGUUUAUCAUUAUCAAUUCAAGAUACACUUCAUCAAUGAAAUACAAGAGAAGCAGGUAGAACCAACUUUUACUGUAUCUCUGACAGGCACUAAAGAAGAUGCUGAAAAUCUCUCCAUCACACUCCUUGAAGGCAUUACAGGAAAUAAAACCUAUUCCUUUCUCAUCACUCUGGACAUCGACAUUGGUGAGCUAAUGAUGAUCAAAUUCAAAUGGGAAGGAACUGCAGUUUGGGAAAAUAUCUGGGACACAGUUCAAACUAUCAUCCCCUGGACAAAGGACAACCGUCGACCAGGACUUAUUGUAAAGACAAUAAGAGUCAAAGCAGGAGAAACACAGCAAAAAAUGACGUUUUGCUCUCAAAGUGUUAACAACGUGCACCUGCAUCCAGCCCAAGAGAAAACUUUUGUGAGGUGUCCAAACAGCUCUCGGAGGCUAAAGAGAAAAUUCAAAGUAACAAGAACAUGA